AUGCAGGGCUGCAUGGCAAGCUUCGUCAGUAUCUGCACACAUCUCCAUGACGAGGACUAUCCCUACGUCUACCUCCUCACUGCACCGAAAGUACUGGGCCAUGUCUUCAACCCCGUUUCAUUCUGGUACCUAUAUUCGGCUAGCCGAACACUAGCGGCAGUGAUCUUGGAGGUGAACAACAACUUUGGCGAGCGACACAUGUACCUGCUGAGAGCAUCUCUUGGAAUGUCAGAUGGAGCUAGUAACGCCGAUCCUGUCGAUCCGCCAGGUUCCAGAUCGAAUCACUUCACCAGCUUCUGGCCGAAAGAUUUCCAUGUCUCGCCGUUCAAUCCCCGAGAGGGCAUGGCCUAUACCCUGACAACCGCCGACCCCUUACUGGCGGGUGCUGAAGGAAACAAACAGUCGAUCGACAGCCGGAUCGUACUAGUUGCCUCCGAUCGCCGCGUCCAACUCAUCGCCACUAUCCGCGCCACAGGACCGGCGAUCCGCCUGGCAACUCUCUCCACUUCCCAGAGAUGUCAGCUGAUCUUAUCGUGGGGAUGGGUGGGAGCUUUGACGGAGCCACGCAUCUAUUUCCAGGCUGCAAAGCUGCACCUGCAGCGACGAUUGAGGGUUUGGUCCCUUCCGGCACCGUUGGAGAAAACAAUAAGUCGACGCGCCAGUCAAAUAGAGCGGUCGCUGGAACCAUUCUUUCGGGGAUACCUGCGAUAUCUAGUGGCAAACGCCUCUGGACCACUUACUGUGCGAUACUACGCUGCAGGUUUAUGUCUCAACGAUACGAUCGAAAUCAUGCAGUCGCCUUUGGCUCGGAGACUUUCCAGCGAAUCACUAGACCCUAUCUUCGAGCUUCGCGUUCUACGGCCCGACUUCUACACCUCCUUCGCGGAGAGUCGCGCCUUCACCGCCGAAGCCGCCUUCGCGCUAUUGGCAGGAAGUGGCGUACUGCGGGUGUCGGACAUGGAUGUGCUGCGUGAUCUUGUCUGUGCAACGCCAGUUUCUUUGUCGGAAACCAUCACACUCUCUCUUCCAGCCGAUCUUGUUUUCCGGGUUAUCAAUAGUAUCCGAAAGGGGCGGGCCGCAUCAAGCACCGGGCUCCGUUCUUUUUCUGCCCUGGACUGCUACGUGCUGGCAUGUUGCAGCCAAGCGGAGCAGAGGGCGUACCGGAAGCAUAUGCUGCAGCUGGUCCUCAGCCGCUACCUUGCUUUGGGGAGCGUAAACCUUCUUCAGGCCGAAGUCGUGGUUGCUCACCUGGUUCUUGUGUGGGUCUUGCUGCAGUUCUUCGGUCUUGCUCGGCUUCUCCUUGGUGAAUAA
Molecule: messenger RNA, 1311 nt
Organism: Aspergillus ibericus CBS 121593
Lineage: Eukaryota; Fungi; Ascomycota; Eurotiomycetes; Eurotiales; Aspergillaceae
Exons: 2
Coding region: 1-1311 (436 amino acids)
Source: RefSeq, a predicted model, not a curated record